Messenger RNA from Mastomys coucha (southern multimammate mouse), 1572 nucleotides. RefSeq names its product aldo-keto reductase family 1 member D1 (gene Akr1d1). The transcript has 11 exons. Gene Ontology annotation, cellular component: cytosol. Gene Ontology annotation, molecular function: aldose reductase (NADPH) activity; steroid dehydrogenase activity; ketosteroid monooxygenase activity. Lineage: Eukaryota; Metazoa; Chordata; Mammalia; Rodentia; Muridae. Gene Ontology annotation, biological process: bile acid biosynthetic process. The coding region runs from base 398 to 1378 and encodes 326 amino acids. The record is from RefSeq and is a predicted model, not a curated record.
AUCAGUUCAGUUCAGUUUUGUGAAGUUCAGAGGCAGUUUUUCCAAACAGAGCAAUUCAGUUAGAAACUGAUAGAAACUGAAUCAGUCAUCUUUGAAAGGAGUCUGAACCAGAACAGCUGAGUUAAACCAGCCAACCAGAGCUCAGAAAGAGCAAGCAAAGGCGAUGAGUUCAUUCAGCAGAGGACUCCGACAGCCUAUACAAUGUGCCUAUCCUUUGGAUCAACUGAUACCAUAAGAAGUUGGGAAGAUGAUAUGACUAGCAGCCUCUAUUAUUACCACGUUAUUAUAAUAAGUGCAAGAGAAAAUUUCAAAACAUGAACUAACAAUUCCUUCAAGCAAACAGGAGACCCAAGCAAGUGGAAUAAGAAUCACCCUAGAAGCUUCGGAGCCCCUCUCUAUGAUGAACCUCAGCACUGCAAACCUCCAAAUAUCCCUAAAUGAUGGGAACAGCAUUCCAAUCAUUGGACUUGGAACCUAUUCGGAUCCUAGACCGGUCCCUACAAAGACCUAUGAGGCAGUGAAGACAGCUAUUGAAGAGGGCUACCGGCACAUUGAUGGGGCCUAUGUCUACCACAAUGAGCACGAAGUCGGUGAGGCCAUCAGAGAAAAAAUAGCAGAAGGGAAGGUAAAGAGGGAAGAGAUCUUCUACUGCGGAAAGUUAUGGAGUACAUAUCAUGACCCAGAGAUGGUCCGCCCAGCCCUAGAAAGGACGCUAAAGGCCCUCAAGCUAGAUUACAUAGACCUUUAUAUCAUUGAAAUGCCCAUGGCCUUUAAGCCUGGAGAGGAAUUUUACCCUAAAGAUGAAAAUGACCGAAUAAUAUACCACAAAUCAAAUCUGUGUGCCACGUGGGAGGCACUGGAAGCUUGCAAAGAUGCUGGCUUGGUGAAAUCCCUUGGGGUAUCUAAUUUUAACCGCAGGCAGCUGGAGCUCAUCUUGAACAAGCCAGGACUCAAGUACAAGCCAGUCACCAACCAGGUGGAGUGCCACCCAUAUUUCACCCAGACAAAACUCUUGAAAUUCUGCCAGCAGCAUGACAUUGUCAUUGUCGCAUAUAGCCCCUUAGGGACCUGCCGCAACCCAUCAUGGGUGAAUGUAUCUUCUCCACCCUUGUUGAAGGAUGAACUCCUAACUUUGCUGGGGAAAAAGUACAAUAAGACACAAGCUCAAAUUGGGUUGCGUUUCAACAUCCAGCGAGGGAUUGUUGUCAUUCCUAAAAGCAUUACCCCUGAAAGGAUCAAAGAAAACUUUCAGGUCUUUGACUUUUCUCUCACCGAAGAAGAGAUGAAGGACAUUGAAGCCUUGAAUAAAAACGUCCGCUUUGUAGAGUUGCUCAUGUGGAGUGACCAUCCUGAAUACCCAUUUCAUGAUGAAUACUGAACAUGGAAAUUUCUUCAACGGAGUUUUUUUUUUUCCCCUCUCAUUCAAGCUCUUGAGCUGGUUAAUCCCCUCCAGAUGUAGAAAUAAAUGGGGUCUUUCUAUCUUCAGACGAAGAUGAGCAGAUCACACCAUGCUUAACUUUUGUUUAGUAUUAAUUCAACUUAGCUCUGAUGAAUAAAAAAGAUUUAAAUCUA